Messenger RNA from Rotaria sp. Silwood1, 450 nucleotides. Lineage: Eukaryota; Metazoa; Rotifera; Eurotatoria; Philodinida; Philodinidae. The record is from the annotation of a GenBank genome assembly.
AUGGUUGAUACCCAAUCUGAUAAACAAGUACUCACUUUAAGUGAAGUUCAAAAAUUAGCUGAAGAUAAAAGUAGAUGUAUUUUGAUAAUCAAUAAUCGAGUAUAUGAUGUAACAAAAUUUCUUGAUGAGCAUCCAGGUGGUGAAGAAGUUUUAAAAGAGCAGCAUGGUAAAGAUGCUUCACAGGAAUUUGAAGAUAUUCGCCACAGUCCUGAUGCACGUGAACUAAUGAAAAAAUAUGAAAUAGCUGAAAUUCAUAAAGAUGAUGUUCGAUCAGUAAUUACACCUCGUCCUUUAAUUGAAAGUUCAAAGCAAAAUAAAAACACUAGAGAUGCUUCUAAUUAUGCUGAUCCAUCAUGGAUGAAAUUGGCUAUUCCUAUUGUGGUAGUGUUUGGGGCCAUUAUUUACUUCAGAUUAACGGCAGCAGCAAAUCCAGACCUCAACGGACACUGA